AUGUGCUUGGCACAAUUCACAAUACAAGGAUCCACAGACGGGGAUCGAGUUGCCCAGGGUUUAAGGGUUGACGACGAGAAAGGACUGGAGUACAUAAGAGGAAGUGACUCAUCGGGUGGCUCUAGUAUUCAGGGCUCCACCGACGGUCACUCCAAUAUUCAGGGUGGUAACGACGGUCACUCGAAUUAUCAGCUUCAAGGUGCCACUAGCGGCGGUGCAGAAAGAUAUUUACAAUCAACUACCCCCGAACAGUUUAAUAUUCAAGGACCUUCGGAUGGUUACGGACAAUCAGGGUACAUCCAGGGUACCUAUGACAGCAUCCCGUCUGCUCCAAAGUCUCUUCAAUACAACGAUCCUAGUGGUCUGAGAGUGAACUGGAGAUCGUACGAUCGUACACCACGGCCAGUACAACAGCCACAAGCGCAAGAGCAAUAUUCAGCCCCAGUCAGCGCUCCUCAGCCAGCACCCUAUCGUCAACGUCCACAGGCACGACCACAACAUCAACCACAACCACAACGAGUAUCACAACAACCCGUGUUACCGCCAGCGAGAUCUUUCGAUAACGCCCCCUCACACAUCAAGCAAAUCCUUCAAUAUCAACAACAACUUCCGUACACGAACAUCAUCCCUGAACCCUAUAGGUACGAUGCCUUAUUAGCAGCGCAGGCGGGCAAACAACAACCACAGUAUCAAAACGAAGCCCAGGAUCAGUAUGAACAGGAGCCACGACGUCCAUCUUAUCGUGGAAAGUCUAGGCAGAGACGACAGACGCGUCAGAAACCGCCAGCCGAGCCUCAGAUUAGGUACAACAACAAUCUGCCACCCACUAUUCAACAAGUGUUAAAAUUCCAAGCACAGACACCGUACAUCAACGGAAUCCCCGAACAGUUCAGAUUUAACGAGGAAGCAGCCGUGGAAGAGCAAAGGCAGCAGGUUCAAGCUCACUUUCAACAAUUAGCAGCGGAGGCAGCGCGUCCCAGGCACAAGAGGCAAGCGCAGCAUCGUCAACCGCAACCCCAACCGCAACGACCACCUCAGGAAGUUCAGCCCCAAUAUUCGACCAAUCUUCCAGGUUACAUUCAAGAGGUGUUGAAGUUCCAGUCUCAAAUUCCCUACAACAUUUUGCCCAAUCAGAUCGCCAUUCGUCCCGAGAAGCCUUACGUGCCUCAGCCCGUCCAACCUUCUCCGCAACAAGCGCAGUAUCAGGGUCAAUCGAACGCGUAUCAAGGUCAAGCGGACCCGUAUCAAGGCCAACAAAGUGCAUACAACGAAGCGUACAAUAAUCAGGUGUACAACAACCAGGUUCAACAGUCCCCGUUGCAACAUUCUCAGGGACAGUCUCCGUAUCAGCGAGCAGGGGACGCGGUUCGUCCCGUAACUGAAAACCAGUACUAA
Colletes gigas is the source of this 1395-nucleotide messenger RNA. RefSeq names its product adenylate cyclase, terminal-differentiation specific-like. The record is from RefSeq and is a predicted model, not a curated record. Lineage: Eukaryota; Metazoa; Arthropoda; Insecta; Hymenoptera; Colletidae. Bases 1 to 1395 code for a protein of 464 amino acids. The transcript is spliced from 5 exons.